CAGAGGGAGUGAGUGAGAUAGCAUAGAUGACUAGAAAAGGAACAGUACUACUGUUGAGGAAGAACAAGGGGAGCCUGUUUUGUUCCAUUAGCUUCUUCUCUUGUUCUCCUGCUAGUCUAGUCCUCUCCAGCUACUGGGAACAAGUACAAGAACUGUUCUAGCUAUGAUGGACAGUGGCUCUUUGGCUGACAUUGAUGAUGAGUAUGAAAAGUUGGUGAUUCAGCUGAACCCUCCAAGGGUCACGGUGGACAAUACCUCUAGCAGGAAGGCCACCUUGGUGCAGGUGGCCAGUGCUAAUAGGCACGGGAGCUUGUUAGAUGUGGUGCAGGUCUUGACUGAUCUCAACCUAAGCAUCAGCAGGGCUUACAUCUCUUCCGAUGGAGAGUGGUUUAUGGAUGUGUUCCAUGUUGUUGACCAGUGUGGGAAUAAAAUCUAUGAUAAUGAAGUCAUUGACCGUAUUCAACAGUCACUAUCAACAAGGGCACUAAGCUCCUGGUCGUUGAGAAGAUCUGUAGGCAUACAAGCCUCUUCAGAGCACACUUCGAUCGAACUAAUAGGCAGAGAUCGGCCCGGGCUUUUAUCUGAGAUAUUUGCAGUUCUUGUGGACCUCAAGUGCAAUGUCGUGGCAGCCGAAGUCUGGACACACAAUUCACGCAUGGCGUCGGUUGUUUACAUCACAGAUGAAGUGAAUGGAGGACCAAUCGAUGACAGCGAUAGGCUUGCUAAGGUCAAACGCCUCCUGCGCUACGUACUCAAAGGCGACAGAGACAAGAGUGCAAAGACUGCAAUAUCCGUGGGGGUUACUCAUACUCAGAGGAGAUUGCAUCAGAUGUUGUAUGCUGAUAGGGAUUAUGACAAGGAUGACACGGAUGGUGAAGACGCCACAAGUGAUAGGAGCAAGCCAGUAGUGACCGUAGAGAAUUGUACCGAGAAAGGGUAUUCAAUGGUGAACUUGAGAUGUAAAGAUCGACCAAAGCUACUCUUUGACACUGUCUGCACUCUCACAGAUAUGCAGUAUGUGGUGUUUCAUGCAACUGUCAUUGCUGAAGGGCCUGAAGCAUAUCAGGAGUAUUACAUUCGGCAUGUCGAUGGAAGCCCCAUCAGUUCAGAAGGAGAAAGGCAAAGACUAAUUCUGUGCUUGGAGGCUGCAAUCCGAAGAGGAAAUACAGAGGGUGUAAAACUUGAACUAUGCUGUGAAGAUAGGGUUGGCCUUCUAUCCGAUGUCACUCGCAUAUUUAGGGAGAACGGGCUCUCGGUCAGCCGAGCUGAGGUCACUACAAGGGGAUCUCAAGCUAUCAAUGUGUUCUAUGUCACAGAUUCAUCAGGAAAUCCUGUUUGCAGCCAAAUGAUUGAGGCAGUGAGGAACGAAAUCGGGCAGACGAUUCUGCAGGUGAAGGAUGAGGCAAAUCCAAAUGCUUCAACAGAAAACACUGGGAAAUUCUCAUUUGGUAGCCUCUUCAGGUCCAGAUCAGAGAAGAUACUACACAACUUAGGGUUGAUCAGAUCAAGCUCAAGAGACUCAUUUCCUCUUAACUAAUCUCGGUCUAUGUAGCAUCUACUUGUCUCACAAUCUGUCAUCUAACUCCAUGCACGCCAUGACUUUGGCCUUGAGUGGGUGCUACUGGCCUGUGGAAGAUAACAUGUAUGAGAAGCUGUUGUCUGCUGUAAAUGGAAUCUAGUCCAUUGACAAAGUUUAUCUUCUUCCACUUUCUCCUCUUCGAUCCUCCGAAGCAGGUCCAGUUUAUGUAGUUAUUGUAUCUGGAAAUGUUUGUGCCGAGUUAGUAUA
This is a messenger RNA of Musa acuminata AAA Group (dessert banana), 1786 nucleotides long. Its product is annotated as ACT domain-containing protein ACR4. The transcript is spliced from 7 exons. Lineage: Eukaryota; Viridiplantae; Streptophyta; Magnoliopsida; Zingiberales; Musaceae. Bases 164 to 1537 code for a protein of 457 amino acids. The record is from RefSeq and is a predicted model, not a curated record.